AUGAAGUUACAAUCGUUCCUCAUCUUAUCUUAUGUCCUUGGGGCAGCUGCAUCUUCUAUUCAAAAUCCCCCUAAAAGGUGCUCUGGAAACACUGCCAACACGAGACAGAAGUGGUGUGACUAUGACAUCCAUACCGACUAUAAUGAGGUUGUUCCCAACACAGGUGUCACCCGAGAAUAUUGGCUCUCUCUCAACGAGGUGACCGUCUCUCCAGAUGGAGUUGCGCGUUCUGCAAUGGCUGUCAAUGGGUCUAUUCCAGGUCCUACGAUCUUUGCUGAUUGGGGGGACAAUGUCAUUGUGCAUGUCACCAACAAUCUCACGACUUCUCAUAACGGCACCAGUGUCCACUGGCAUGGCAUGCGCCAGAACUACACCAACCAAAAUGAUGGAGUCACAGCCAUCACUCAAUGUCCCACGGCACCUGGCUCAUCGUAUACCUACAGAUGGCGUGCUGUGCAAUACGGCUCAUCGUGGUAUCACGCACACAUUGGCCUCCAAGCUUGGGAGGGUGUGUUCGGUGGCAUCAACAUCGCUGGACCUGCGAGUGCCAACUAUGAUGUCGACUUGGGAUUGAUGUUCCUUAACGAUUGGUCUCAUCAAACCGUGGAUGAACUGUAUCAUCAUGCCGAAACUGUUGGCCCGCCGACUUUGGACAACGGUCUCAUCAACGGAACUAAUGUCUGGAACGCCACUGCAAACAGCACUGUGACUGGAUCUCGCUAUACACGGCGAGCUACCAAGGGCAAAUCCUAUCGAAUUCGACUUGUCAAUGCCGCGAUUGAUACACACUGGAAGUUUAUGAUCGAUAAUCAUCUACUCACAGUCAUUGCGAUAGAUCUGGUGCCAAUCAAGCCUUACACCACAGACUUCGUUGAUAUUGCAAUGGGCCAGCGCUACGAUGUGAUCGUCACUGCCAACCAACAUAAAGUGGCCAAGAACUUUUGGAUCCGAGCCAUUCCCCAAACGGCGUGCUCUGAGAACCUCAGCGUGAACAAUAUUAAAGGAAUAUUCCACUACGAUUCUAAUAUCAGAGCUCCAACCACCAAGCCCUACAUUUUUGUUGAUGGUUGUGUUGAUGAAGAUCUGAAAAAACUUGUCCCAGUCGUACCUAAAACCGUCGAAGCUGCAGACUGGCAAGCACUGACUGACGUCACAAUUGCCAAAAAUUCCAAUAAUCUCUUCAAAUGGUAUCUCAACAGCACCUCUCUUGACGUGGAGUGGUCGGACCCUACCUUGCUGCAAGUCUACAAUGGAGUUACCGACUUUUCCAACUCCAGCGGUGUGAUUGAAGUGCCGAAUCCAAACGAAUGGGUUUAUCUGUUGAUUAACACCACGCUUCCCAUUCCACAUCCUGUUCAUCUCCACGGACAUGACUUCUUUGUUCUGGGGCAAGGGACAGGUAGCUGGGAUGGAACUGUCAAUACAGCCAAUCCCCCGCGUCGAGAUACCGCCCUGUUACCCGCUUCUGGCCAUUUGCUUAUUGCUUUUGUGACUGAUAACCCUGGAACUUGGUUGAUGCACUGCCAUAUUGGCUGGCAUACUGCUGAAGGCUUUGCCUUGCAGUGGGUGGAACGCUACAAUGAGAUCAAACGUCUUGUCGAUCCGAAUGCUAUGGAUCAGAACUGUGCUGCGUGGAAUAAGUAUGACGCCCAAUUUAAUGUUCAGCAAGAAGACUCGGGAGUCUAA
Molecule: messenger RNA, 1686 nt
Organism: Penicillium taxi
Lineage: Eukaryota; Fungi; Ascomycota; Eurotiomycetes; Eurotiales; Aspergillaceae
Exons: 1
Coding region: 1-1686 (561 amino acids)
Molecular function (GO): copper ion binding; oxidoreductase activity
Source: RefSeq, a predicted model, not a curated record